Messenger RNA from Eruca vesicaria subsp. sativa (arugula), 1342 nucleotides. The record is from the annotation of a GenBank genome assembly. Lineage: Eukaryota; Viridiplantae; Streptophyta; Magnoliopsida; Brassicales; Brassicaceae.
AGAGAUAGAGAGAGAGAAGAAAUAAAAGAGAGAGGAGCUGUAUUCACAUGGACUUGUUCUUUCUCUCUCUUCUUCAUGCUCUCGUCUUCUCUCUCUCCACCAAUGAUCAUUACCAACAAAACUGAAUGAACCCAUUUGUUCCCUCAAUCCCUCUCUCUCUCUAUCUCUAUCUCACUCUUCUUUCUCUGCCUCUAACGCCAUGGCUGACGAUAAGGAGGUACCAGCUGCUGUAGUUAACGGACAUGAUCAAGUCACCGGUCACAUAAUCUCCACCACAAUUGGUGGCAAAAACGGAGAACCAAAACAGACAAUAAGUUACAUGGCGGAGAGAGUUGUCGGAACAGGCUCAUUCGGGAUAGUUUUCCAGGCAAAGUGUUUGGAGACCGGAGAAACCGUGGCGAUAAAGAAGGUUUUGCAAGACAGGAGAUACAAGAACAGAGAGCUUCAGCUGAUGCGUGUCAUGGACCAUCCUAAUGUGGUUUGUUUGAAGCAUUGCUUCUUCUCGACCACUAGUAAAGACGAGCUGUUUCUCAACUUGGUUAUGGAGUAUGUCCCUGAGAGCUUGUACCGUGUUCUGAAACAUUAUAGCGGUGCAAAUCAGAGAAUGCCGCUUGUUUAUGUUAAACUCUACAUGUACCAGAUCUUUAGGGGACUUGCUUACAUGCACAAUGUUGCUGGAGUUUGUCACAGAGAUCUAAAACCUCAAAAUCUUCUGGUUGAUCCUCUUACUCAUCAAGUCAAGAUUUGUGACUUUGGCAGUGCUAAACAGCUUGUUAAAGGUGAAGCCAACAUUUCCUACAUAUGUUCAAGAUUCUACCGUGCACCUGAGCUCAUAUUUGGUGCCACUGAGUACACGACUUCUAUUGACAUCUGGUCUGCUGGUUGUGUUCUUGCCGAGCUUCUUCUUGGUCAGCCGCUAUUUCCUGGAGAAAAUGCUGUGGAUCAGCUCGUUGAAAUCAUCAAGGUUCUUGGUACACCAACACGAGAAGAGAUCCGUUGUAUGAAUCCACAUUACACAGACUUUAGGUUCCCUCAGAUAAAGGCACAUCCAUGGCACAAGAUUUUCCAUAAAAGAAUGCCUCCAGAAGCUAUUGAUUUUGCCUCGAGGCUGCUUCAGUACUCUCCAAGUCUUAGAUGCACAGCGCUGGAAGCAUGUGCACAUCCGUUCUUUGAUGAACUCAGAGAACCAAAUGCUCGUUUACCAAACGGACGGCCUUUCCCGCCAAUCUUCAACUUCAAACAAGAGGUAGCUGGAGCAUCACCAGAGCUGGUUAACAAGUUGAUCCCAGACCAUAUCAAGAGACAAUUGGGUUUAAGCUUCUUGAAUCAGUCUGGAACUUAA